Penicillium paradoxum is the source of this 2181-nucleotide messenger RNA. It is a transcript of the gene EifCb, whose product is annotated as translation initiation factor eIF3 core subunit b. Gene Ontology annotation, cellular component: eukaryotic translation initiation factor 3 complex. Gene Ontology annotation, biological process: translational initiation. The record is from RefSeq and is a predicted model, not a curated record. The transcript has 5 exons. Gene Ontology annotation, molecular function: translation initiation factor binding; RNA binding; translation initiation factor activity. Bases 1 to 2181 code for a protein of 726 amino acids. NCBI's taxonomy places the organism in Eukaryota, Fungi, Ascomycota, Eurotiomycetes, Eurotiales, Aspergillaceae.
AUGGCGCCCAGUUUCGAUACCCUGUCCGAGCAGGACUUCCACGAGGAAGAGGAGGAGGAAAUUGAUUUCUCCGAUCUCAAGGAGCAAUAUGAAGUGAAGGUCGAGGAGGGUCUGGACACAUUUAUCGUCAUUGAUGGCCUCCCCGUUGUGCCCGCAGAUAGCCGACAAAAACUCGUGAAGUUCUUAUUGAGAAAACUCAACGCCGUCGGCAGCACCUCCGAAGAUGCGGUUUUCAUGCCCGUUAACGACAAGAACAUGACCGAAGGGUUCGCCUUUGUGGAAUACGAAACCCCCGAGCAGGCAAUUGCCGCUGUCAAGCAGCUGCACGGCGUUGCUCUCGAUAAGAAGCACAUUAUGGCUGUGAACAAGUUGAUGGAUAUCGAGCGUUAUGGUCGUGAAGGUCGGAUCGAUGAAGAAUACAAGGCACCCGUCGCAGAGCCAUUCAAGGAGAAGGAGCACCUGCGCUCAUGGAUGGGCGAUGCCAACGCCCGGGAUCAGUUCGCCCUCUACCAGAAUGUCGUUGAUCGCGCUCACUGGACACAACUUUUCGUUCAAUGGUCCCCCAAGGGUACCUUCCUUGCAUCCGUCCACCCGCAGGGUGUCCAACUUUGGGGAGGCGCCUCUUUCUCCAAGCAAAAGCAGUUCCCCCACCCCUUCGUCCAGCUUAUCGAGUUCUCUCCUCUUGAGGGCUACUUGACAACGUGGUCAGCACGCCCUAUCCAGGUCGAGGAAGGCCAGCCCAUUCUGACCUACGAGGAGGACGGCAAGAACAUCAUUGUCUGGGAUAUUGAGACCGGCAAGCCUCUCCGUUCGUUUGUGUCGCACGAUUUGGCUGCCCCUGCCGACAUUGAGGGCGAUGUCGCUCCCAAGAAGAAGGUCCAGUGGCCUGCUUUCAAGUGGUCCGCAGACGAGAAAUACGUUGCUCGCAUGCUCCAGGGCCAGUCUAUCUCUAUCUACGAACUCCCCAACAUGAAUCUCCUUGGCCGUACUUCUGUGAAGAUUGAGGGUGCUAUGGACUUCGAGUGGUCCCCCGCCACCGUCACUCGCGAGGGUGUCAAGCAGUACGAGCAAUUGCUCUGCUUCUGGACUCCCGAAAUCGGCAGCAACCCCGCCCGUGUGGGUAUGAUGAGCGUACCCUCCAAGGAGGUUGUUCGUACCCGUAAUCUGUUCAACGUUUCAGAUGUCAAGCUGCACUGGCAAUCACAGGGUGCUUAUGUCUGCGUCAAGGUCGACCGUCACUCCAAGUCUAAGAAGUCUAUGGCCACUAACUUGGAGAUCUUCCGCGUUCGCGAGAAGGGUGUGCCUGUUGAGGUUGUUGACAGCCUCAAGGAUACUGUGAUUAACUUUGCUUGGGAGCCCAAUGGAUCCCGAUUCGUCGUCAUUGCCAACGGCGAGGCACCAACUGGCGCCGCUGUCCUCCCUAAGACCUCCGUCUCAUUCUUCGCCCCUGAGAAGAAGGGCUAUGCCGCCGGUAACUUCAAGCUGGUGCGCACUAUUGAGAAGAAGACUAGCAACGGCAUUUACUGGUCCCCCAAGGGCCGAUUCGUCGUUGUCGCCACUGUUCACUCCCAGACCAACUUCGAUAUGGACUUCUGGGAUAUGGAUUUCGAGGGAGAGAAGGUCGAGGCUGAGAAGGAUCUCGCAGCCAACCUCCAGUUGAUGAAGACUGUGGAGCACUACGGUGUUACUGAUGUCGACUGGGACUCCACUGGUCGCUACGUUGUCAGCAGCGCCAGUGUGUGGACUCACUCGAUGGAAAACGGCUGGAACAUGCACACUUUCUCCGGUACUACCCUCUCCGAGAACCCCACCGAAAAGUUCAAGCAGUUCCUCUGGCGCCCGCGCCCCGCCACUCUCCUCAGCAAGGAAGAGCAGAAGCAAGUGCGCAAGAACCUCCGCGAGUACUCAAAGGAGUUCGACGAGGAGGACAAGUACGCCGUCGAUAUCGCCAACACCGCCGUUGUCGAGACCCGCAAGCGCGUGCUCAGCGAGUGGACCGCCUGGCUCCGUCGCGAGAAGGAGCUUCUGUCCGAAGAGAAGGAUGCCUUCAACCUCCCCGAGGAUGCCGAUUCACCCAAGGCCGCCACCGAUGCGCGCCCAGUUGUCGAAGACCAGGGAGAUUCCGUGGUCGAGGAGAUUGUCGAAGAAAUUGUCGAAGAGACCGAGGAGGUCAUUGGCUGA